AUGGCGAUACCGGUCGCGCGCGUGCACCUUGCCAUGGCACACGCGGCUCUCCCGGCGCUGCUCCCGACCCCGCCCAAGAGCAAGAUGCUGCCGCUGCUCCCGACGCCGCCGUGCGUCCUCGUCGUCCUCCCCGUGCCGCCGCCCAAGCCCAGCCGCGCGGGCGCCGCCGAGAGGUGGGACGCGCGCAAGAACGCGGUCGAGCCGCCGUCCAAUAAGCCCGGGCGCGCCGACACCGCGGGGAGGUGGGACGCGCGCAAGGCCAGACCGGCCAGCCCGGCGUCGUCAGUCUCAAGCCAGCGCUCCACGGGCAGCACCAGGAGCAGUCCCGGCCGCGCGUCCUCGUCUGAGAGGUGGGACGCCGACAAGACGAGUAGUCCGCCGCCGCCGUCCAGCGGCGACGACCGCCCGAGCAGCCGAUCGUCCUCCUCUGCUGCGCGCCGGGAAGGCAACACGCGGGCGAUCAGCCGCGCCCGCGCGUCGUCGUCCGCCGAGAGCUGGGACGCGCACAAGAAGCCUCGGCCGCCGCGGGCCGAGGAGCUCGACGACGGCGCGAGCAGUACUGGGAGCAACGACGUGGAGCUGGACAUGCCGCGGCCGCGGCGGACACAGAUGUACGCUGGGCCGGGCUUCCUCAUCGCGUCGCCGGAGCCGAGCAUGCUUCCCAUGCCAUCGUCGUUCAUGGUGCGCGUUGCAGCAUAG
Messenger RNA from Panicum hallii, 699 nucleotides. RefSeq names its product proline-rich receptor-like protein kinase PERK14. The transcript has a single exon. Lineage: Eukaryota; Viridiplantae; Streptophyta; Magnoliopsida; Poales; Poaceae. Bases 1 to 699 code for a protein of 232 amino acids. The record is from RefSeq and is a predicted model, not a curated record.